Racocetra persica is the source of this 371-nucleotide messenger RNA. The record is from the annotation of a GenBank genome assembly. NCBI's taxonomy places the organism in Eukaryota, Fungi, Glomeromycota, Glomeromycetes, Diversisporales, Gigasporaceae.
GGUGUUUUCCACUUGAUAGUCUCUUGUAUGUUUGGAAUGCUCCUCCUUGUAUUCAUGUUGUUCCAUCAUUUGCUUCAUCUCGAAAUACUUGUUUAGAUGGUGCUCCUCCUGAGUCUGUUCCAUCAGGCCAGUCUACUUGUAAAUUUUCUUGUCCUGGUUUUAUUACUUGUGAGUUUGGGUUUCCUCCUCCUGAUGUUGAUUUAUUGCAAGAGUCUAGUAGUGUUCAUGCUCCAUUAUACCAGUCACUUGGGAAUAUGCACAUGAAGUAUUCUUCUAUUUCAAAGUCAUCUGCUGUUGGGUUAUCUCUUAUUGUAUUUAUUACAUCUAUUCAUUGGAAUCUAGAGUAUUUGCUUCCAGUAAAGAAUCUGGUU